AUGGCGUCGAUCGCCGCGAUCGCUCCGCGCCUUCGGAUGGCGGCGGCUCCCGCGCAGAGGAUACCAGGCGUUGUGACGCGGAGGCUAGGGGGGUCGCAAAGGCACUUCUCCUCGCUGCCCUCCCUCAGGCCAACGACCUGCCCCCGGACUAGCCCGUUAUUCCGCUCGUCGCACUCGCCGCUCGGCUUCGCGCCCGUCGCGAUCGCCGAACAGUCGCAAACGGCCUCGGUGCUGGACCUGGUGCCCAAGACCACCAUCACGUCACACCCGGCGCUCGGCGGCGUCGCGUCCCAGAUCAGGUGCGGGCCCCGGCCGACGGUGGCGCGGACCAGCCGGCUCAAGCGCGCGAGGACGCACGGGUUCCUCAGCCGGGUCCGGACCAAGAACGGGCGCAAGAUCCUCGCCAGGAGGCGGGCCAAGGGGAGGUCUCGGCUGAGCGGAUAG
This is a messenger RNA of Gaeumannomyces tritici R3-111a-1, 444 nucleotides long. RefSeq lists its product as hypothetical. Gene Ontology annotation, biological process: translation. Gene Ontology annotation, molecular function: structural constituent of ribosome. The transcript is spliced from 2 exons. Gene Ontology annotation, cellular component: mitochondrial large ribosomal subunit; ribosome. NCBI's taxonomy places the organism in Eukaryota, Fungi, Ascomycota, Sordariomycetes, Magnaporthales, Magnaporthaceae. The record is from RefSeq and is a predicted model, not a curated record. The coding region runs from base 1 to 444 and encodes 147 amino acids.